GAGAGAGAGAGAGAGAGAGAGAGACAGUCGGAGCGUUAUGGUUAUUUCUCCCGGGCUCCGGCCAAGGCUGUGUGGUCUACAGAGCGGGCAUGUCCUCCGACACACUGUUGCUAAGGAAAUGGAUGACUUGAAUGGAUCCGUGGUCCGGGCUGAAUUCUCCUCCUCGCCCCCUCAUCAGCCCACUGUCUCUCAGUGUGUGUGUUUACAGGAAUCACUGAGAACAACGUGACGCGUCAGCGCCAGCUCUGCACCAGCCGGGUCCAGUGGAACUGCAGCUGAAGAGCUGAGGAACUGGAGAUUUGACUGGCAGCUGGGACACCACCAAAGGAGGGGAGAGAGCCGGCUGGGCAGUGCGGCCGACGAGCCUGGCUAGCGCUGGGUGAAUGCUGCCUGGCGAGGACAAGGGCUGAGGCAGCAUCAGCAUCAACUUGAAAAAGAGCAUGGCAUCCACGGGCAUGCAGAUAUUUGGAUUUGUCUUAGCGCUGCUGGGCAUCAUGGGUGCCAUGGUCGCAACUCUGCUGCCCAACUGGAAGGUCAGCGCAGAUGUGGGCUCCAACAUCAUCACAGCGAUUUCACAAAUGCAGGGUCUGUGGAUGGACUGCACAUGGUACAGCACAGGCAUGUUCAGCUGCACACUUAAGUAUUCUGUGCUUUCACUUCCUGCGUACUUGCAGACUGCCCGCACCACUAUGGUGCUCUGCUGCGUACUGGCUGCCAUGGGUCUCUGCCUUGCUUCCCUGGGACUAAAAUGCACACGCUGGGGAGGUGGACGGCGCUCCAAGCGGCACGCCGCCAUUGCCAGCGGUGGCUGCUUUGUCGCUGCAGGCUUUCUGUGCCUGGUGCCUGCUUCCUGGUUUACCAACGAGGUCAUCACCAACUUCCUGGACUCCAGUGUGCCCGAGAGCAAUAAGUUUGAGCCUGGGGGUGCUGUGUACGUGGCCUUUGUUUCUGCAGGAUUCCUCUUCAUGGGGGGGUGCAUCUUCUGUAUGUCCUGCUCGGGGAAGAGGCAUGGCCCCCAGGACCUGGUCCUGCUCCCUCCCCCUGACAAAUUGCUGCUCCAGCAGCAGCAACAGCAACAGCUGCUCCAGCAGCAGCAGGAGCUCCAGCACCAGUACUGCUCUCUCUCACCAUUAGACAAUAAGACUGGCUACAGCCUGCAGGACUAUGUGUAAUAAACCAGCGUUGUGUGCGCUACGGCUAAAGGGAGAUGAGCCUGAGGGGAAACUAUCACGGCUUAUGCUACACACUAGGCUCUACUCCAGAUGGAGGUGGAGAAAAAAUACAAAAGGAGGGCGACAACUUUGAAUUCAUUUUUACUUCUCCUCUAUCUUGCUCUUCUACCUUUUUCUGUUUUGCAAGCACAAGCAGUGGAGGUAUUCCCUAGGCAGCCCCUUGGAACAAACAGUGUGAAUGUGUAAGGAGCCAGGAUAAGAUGCUGCAGCGUCGAAGGCAGCCGCUAACCAAAUGCAGACAUCCUUCAUCAGUAAAUCACAGAAAGAGCUCCCUGGGGAAUGGAUUAAGCAAAUAAGGAAGCCUCCUGUGUAGAUUUUUUUCCUCGCCAAAGGUUUGAAUUUGAAGAAAAAAAAGCAAUCAUUUAGCUGCUAUUUACAAUCGUUUGGUACCCCCUCCAAUUGACAAAAUAGGCAAUAUAAUGUCUGAGAGCAGUAGGUGGAAACCCUUUCAUAGCAAGCCAUUGUAGUUUUUCGUAUACUUAUCCACUAGAAUACUGUGUGGAGUUGAUUGAAAUAAAUGGUCAUAUUUUUGUUAGCUACUAGAAUGAUGUUGAUAUUUUGCCUCUAAAGCAUGCUGUGUGGAGCCUGUCUGUGUAUUAAUACAGCGGAAUGCCUGGUAGAAGACUGAGACAUAGCCACAAAAUGCCUGUGCCUGAAAAGCUGUAGAAACAUUAAACCCUGCUGUAACUGUUCAAAGAGGGCUGUCAGGAGGAGUCGAUGUUGGCUGCUGGGCUGCAUUUGAGACAGAAAAUGCAGACACACAGUUGGCCUGCCUCUCUCGCUCUGCAAGGGGGCAUAUGAGAGAAGUGGAGAAAAAUUAACAGAAGGAGAGUGGACCCUUCAGCACAGCGGACAAUCUGAUAUGUUGUUAUAUUUCCAUUCAGACAAAAACGUACUGCCUCUAAGUAGCAGCUACCCAUCCCAGUCCUUUCCUCAGACGUGCACACCCACACGCUUACUCGUGCUCUUGUGUGUGUACACAAUAAACACUCAGACACGCCGGCUUUUUGCAUGUGCUUUUCACUCCUGUCAUCCUCCUCCACACUGCCAUGGAAACCGAAUUCGGCAUUCAAAUAUCUUUAUUGUCUGGGGGCAUGUGCAUGUCAGUCAGUGAUUGGAAGUUUUUUUUUUGUUUUGUUUUAUUGGGAGGGGGGGCGUUUUAUUCAGUCAUGGCUCUAUAAGCUUCAAUCAGAGCUUCUGCUCACACUACUUUAACUAAUCCCCUUUAUUAGCCAGCGACAUAAGGCAGCAUCCCAGUUACGUGGUUGGAGGUUUAGGAAAAUACUCUUUGUUGUGGUGUCUAUACAAUGCAAGUAGUUUUAUAGGGAUGAAUGGAUGUUUAAUGGUGCCGUGGCAAAAACGGAGCAGAAAAGGAGAAGCUUCUCGAGUCAUGGUUGGCUGGGUAGCUGUGUGGCAGGCAGCUAAAAAAGGUUUGAGUCAUUCUCCAUAUGUGACUUGUUUUCCAAGUGCGUCAGCAGUGCGCAUAUGCUACCAGCCUGCACCUGCAGACGGUCUCAGUGUCUUAAAUUGCUGCCACUUCACUAUGUCACCAUGCUUCUUUUCCCUUCCCCUCACUCUAUUUUUUUGCCCCCACUGCUUGUAUCAGAUGUCACAUGGAUGUGAUCCCUGACAAGAGUUAAGCUGAUGCUUGUUGAAAGCACGGCCACUCCGACACCUGCACACGCAAAAACAAAACUCCCACCCGCUCAUGUCAGUAGCACAGUUAUGCGUCCAUACAGUCAUGUUCCAGAGUGUGUCUGCUCUUUACUGUAGUAAGGAUAUCAGAGGAAUGUUUUGUCGUGCUUGAGACAGGCCUUGGCAGUGAUGUAUGGAACUGCACUUUCUCUCCUUCUCUCUCAUAAACAUGCAGCUUCCUGGGGGAGAGCAGAUGGCUAAGCCCAGCUCGCCACCUGCAGGCUGCUGCUGGCACGCCACGGGCAUCUCUGUGGGCACCACUGCCGGCCCUGGCAGCCCUCUAGGGCCAAUUUUCUACCCCACCCUGACUUAGCCAUCUUGCCCAGCACAGACUAUAGCCGACAGAACUGGCCUCCUGACGAUAACUCACUGCCCAGGCACCAUAAGCAAUGCAAUAAACAAAGAAUGUGCCAUGUCAUCAACUAAUACCGACACGUUACGCGUUUCGAGAAUGUGCCAAAUGGUCUCAUGAUGACACGUUUUAAUACUAUCUGGACUUCUUUCUGUUUAUUUUUUUAUUACGUUGUUUGUACAUGAAUUAUACAUUACCAAAUGUUUUAUGGAUUUGUGAUUUGUUCUGCCAGACUAAGUUUCAAGUCAACUAGAUGCUUGUGUACAGUUCAGUGCAGCUUUCGAGGGUUAUUUUAAAUCCUCUUUAUUCCUCAUUCUCCAAAGCACAGCAAGACGUCACUGGGCACGGGAGUUUCAUUGGAAAGACAUGAGUGGGAUAUUUAUUUUCUAAUAUAUAUUUAUCAUAUUUGUUCCUGGAAUCCACCAUAAGUCUGUUACAACUGUACACAAGUAUCUAGGCUGUUGUUUGUUUUUACUGAGGGAUCAGGAUUUCCUCAUAUUGUUCCAGUAUAAAAUCCAAUGUCAUGUUCAUACCAUAUCUUCUUUAUAAGAAGACGACUCAAUGCACCUUUGCUUGUGUUACUUUACUUGACAGCAGUUUGUUUCAAAUGGCUGAGCAUUCCAAGCUCUCUGGACCAGUACAAAUACAUAACACAACUGGCACUCUGGAAAAAAAAAAAGGGAACGAUUUCUAUCUGAAAGGAUUCAGCAGGGAAAUACAAGCUAGAGAUUUCUCUUUUUUUGUGGCUGUGCAGCCUGAUCAUCAGCACGCAAUUUCAUUAGCUUAUAAAUGGCCAGAGUGCAAAGUGACUAGGUCCUAAAAGUCUAAAGAGUUACAACUCUCCUGCUUAUACUGUAACAAGACAUUGAUUUAUCAUUUUGAUAAUUGCAGCUUAUUUUUGUGAAUGCUUUAGCACUUCUUACUUUGCCAGAGCAUAUUUGUGAUGAUGAACAGUUCACAAGUUCUGAUACAGUUGUCUCAAUGUGCUUGUGCAAGUAGUUCUAUUUUUUACCAAUAAAACUAUUUUGUG
This is a messenger RNA of Scatophagus argus, 4309 nucleotides long. Its product is annotated as claudin-20. The record is from RefSeq and is a predicted model, not a curated record. Lineage: Eukaryota; Metazoa; Chordata; Actinopteri; Scatophagidae. Gene Ontology annotation, biological process: bicellular tight junction assembly; cell adhesion. Gene Ontology annotation, molecular function: structural molecule activity. The transcript is spliced from 2 exons. Gene Ontology annotation, cellular component: plasma membrane; bicellular tight junction. Bases 441 to 1172 code for a protein of 243 amino acids.